Colletotrichum navitas is the source of this 693-nucleotide messenger RNA. Its product is annotated as DSBA-like thioredoxin domain-containing protein. Gene Ontology annotation, molecular function: oxidoreductase activity. Bases 1 to 693 code for a protein of 230 amino acids. Lineage: Eukaryota; Fungi; Ascomycota; Sordariomycetes; Glomerellales; Glomerellaceae. The record is from RefSeq and is a predicted model, not a curated record. The transcript has 2 exons.
AUGACCAACAUCAACAUCAAGAUCAUCUCGGACCCCGUCUGCCCUUUUUGUUACCUCGGCAAAGCCCGCCUGGACCGGGCUAUCGACUUGUACAAGAAGACGUACCCCGGCGGCAAGGACGACACCUUCAACGUCACAUGGUCGGCCUACUACCUCGACCCGACGGCACCCCCCAAGGGCGUGCCCGUCAAUGAGCGCAUGGCGGAGCGCUUCGGCGCCGAGCGGCUCCAUAUGAUGCACGAGCGCAUGAAGCAGAUGGGCGCCGCCGAGGGCUUGAACUUCACCUUUGGCGGCAAGGUCGGCCACACGCGCGACGCACACCGCACGAUUCAGCUAGCCAAGUCCAAGGGCCCCGAUGUCGAGAACGCCGUCGUGGACUCCAUCAUGAAGAGCUACUUUGAGGAGGACGGUGACGUGACGAGCUGGGACAUGAUUGUGGACGCGGCGGUCCGCGGCGGCCUCGAGAGGGACGAAGUGCGGAAAUGGCUCGAGGAGGGCAAGGGCGGACAGGAGGUCGACAAGCAGGUCGAGGAUGCGUACCGCAUGGGCGUGCGCGGGGUGCCGCACUUCGUCAUCAACGACAAGUACGAGAUCGGCGGCGCACAGGAUGCAGGCGAGUUUCUGAAGCAGAUUGUGGCGGCCAAGGAAAAAGGCGGCCAAGGGUCGAGCGGACAGACCGGACCGUCGUGUUGA